Messenger RNA from Stomoxys calcitrans (stable fly), 3870 nucleotides. RefSeq lists its product as uncharacterized. The record is from RefSeq and is a predicted model, not a curated record. The transcript has 2 exons. Gene Ontology annotation, biological process: regulation of sodium ion transport. Gene Ontology annotation, molecular function: sodium channel regulator activity. NCBI's taxonomy places the organism in Eukaryota, Metazoa, Arthropoda, Insecta, Diptera, Muscidae. Bases 1316 to 2680 code for a protein of 454 amino acids.
UUCACUCUCUGUGGCUCUCUCGCUGUUUGUGACAAGUGUUUUAUGCAAUCUGAACUCUGAAUACACAUCGUUAAACCGACACUGAGUUAGAGCCAAGAACAACGUCAAGCAAACCUCGCAAAACGCUCGAAUCGUUGUCGUCCAAGAAAAAGAAAAAACACAGAAACCAAAGCCAUAGGACAUGAAAUAAAACUUUUUUUAUUGUCGGCGGUCGGGAUAAGAAGACCCAAAAACUUUCAUCAAAGCAUUUACAUUUCCGCCAGGAGUUUCGAGGAGUUUUUACUUGAGUUUUAUUUUUCUUUCUGGAGAAAAUCUAAGCAAACUGUAUCACCCAAGGAAUACCAUAUUGCAAUUGCAGUCAUUAUUUCCCCCUUUUAGUUUGUAGUGGUGAGGCUGCAUUCGUGUUUGGAAAUAAUCGUGUGUGCGUGUGUGUAUGUGUAUGCCAGUGUACAUGUGUUUGGCCUUAUGAUAUGAUAGGAGAAAAAAAGUCAUGAAAAAGUUGAAAAAAUCAAUAAAAAAUUAAAUGUGAGCAAAUUAAAAAUUCGCCAAACCAACUUCUUCUUCUCUUGAGAAGGGAAAAAAACGAAAGAAAAAUCUACAAAAUAUUUAAAACUUUAAACGUGGCAGUUAUAUAACAAAAUAAAAAGACGGAGAAAAGAAAAACAAGACUACAUACAAUUUCCUGGUUCUUGCUGCUGUGAAAUCACUACAACUACCUUCCCCCUUCCCGAAUAUCUUGGAAGAGCCCUCAUAGCCCCUACAAACCCAAAGUGAGUGUAUGCAAAACAUAGAGGAAAAACGGAAAAUCAUUCUAAUCAGAAGUACGUCACCAGUUUUGGCCCCCACCCCUAUCUAACAGCACAUACCAGCAAGGCACGCAACGCAACUCUAACUUCAUUAACUUCCAGAACAAACGAAAAACUACGAAAACCUCAAGCACACACACACACAGAGGUUGGCUAACAGAAUUCAUUGAGGCAAAACCAGCAGCAGCUGCAGCAGGGAAAAGGGAUUCCAAGCACAAUUUUCAUAAUUAUGGAGUUUUCCUAAAACACUUACUGCUCAUAGUCCAUCAUUACAAGGCUGACCAAAACCAUAAAACGUAGGAGCAGCAAAAAAUCAUACAACUAAGGCAGCAGCAGCACCCCAGCCAUCGCCAUCGCCAUCACCUGACAACCCACCCCAGCCCAGCCUAAGAGAACACCUCCUAAGGGAACACCUCCUCAGCCAAACUUCAAUAACUGCCAGCACACCCAGUCACUUACUCACUCACAGCUAGCCAUCCUUAGCACAACAGUCAGUACAGCUAUAGGCAAUGGGCAAGAAGAAAGUGCCUAGCGAAGAUUUAAUUGUUCCACCACAAGACCAGCGUAUCUGCGGCACCAUAUGUGUCUGUCAAAUGACUUUGGUCUUGAGUUCGGUCGCCCUGGUUUACCUCACCGUCGCCAUUUAUAUGCCAUCGACGCGCGCCUUCAAGAGCGGCAUCGAUCAGACGCCCGUCAUGUGCACAACCACGCGAGCCGUGAACAAGGAAAACUGCGAUUGGGGCUCCUGCGGUGAGUGGUGUCUCAGCAAAACGUCCGGCGCCUGCAUACAGAUCUUUGUGAAUCUACGCAACAACGGCACCAACCUCAGCUUCCAGAAUUGCACGAAUUCGGCGAACAAAACGUGCUAUGGCAUAGACCAGGAUAGGGCAGACAAGGCGCGCUGCAUCAAUGAUGAGUGCAAAAAUCUAACGGGCACAUUUAACUGCACGGCCGGCCAAUGUCUCAAUAUCACCGAUGCCUUUGAGUGUGUCUUCAAGAACACCGAUUCGCCUGUCAAAUGCUCUGGCCGCAGGGGCAAAAUCAACUGCAUGGACAUAACGGGCCUGUAUUCGUGUGCGCGUGGCACUUGUCGCAAAAUACGCACACCCUACAACUGUGACCGCCGCUGCCUGGACAUACCAACACGCAACAAGAAUGUGGUCAUACUCAGCGGCGACAAGGUGUAUAUGUCGCGCUGCCAGAAUGCCAUCAACAUGGACACCGGCGACGAGGUGUGGAAUGAGACGGAGGACAAUGUCGUUAUGGCCUCGUGCUACUUCAUCAACAAUCCCUCGGAUCGUGCGGAUGCCAUUGACAAAAUGGAUGCCGUGGACUGCAUCAAUGGCUCGACACUGGACAAGAGUAUGCUCACGGAUCUGACGAACUUCACGUACCUCAGUCAUUUGCAUGUAUCGGUGGCCACUCUGAUACCGGAGAUUGCUCCGCCCGACAUUGAUUUGACCAUAUCGAAUGAAUCGAAACUCAUGAUCAAUCUCGAGGGCUGUGUCAAUACGCUGAUGGAUGAGUGCAAGGAAUUCCUCAAGGAUUUUGGCCGUGAUGGCAGUGAUCAUAAUGCGCGAGCGCGUUUCCCCUGUUUCUAUUCGCCCAAUAAAAAGGACAUUGUGGUGGCUCGCUUCAAUUUGGAGGUGACGUAUCGUCAAUUUUUGUUUGCCUCCGUGGUGCCAUCGGUGUUGUUUGUGGCCUCGUGUCUGGUGCUGCUGCUGUGCCAGAAGACCGUCUAUGUGGGCGAUGAUGCCAAGAUGCGCUUCAAGGGUUGUGUGGAUACCGAUACGAUUUUGUCGAAAAACGGUUUGGAGCAGACCCAGGAUGAUAAUGGUGCUGGUGGAGGAGGCGAUGAGGUUAUGGCUCUAUGAGAUCCGUCACGCAUUCCUCUACUACAAGAAGACAGUCCAGUUCAUCAGCCCGGCAUAUUUGCAUUGCAAUAAAAUUAUUUUUACGUCGUCAAUAACAAUAAGUUCAAAACAAAUCAACAGCAAAAAGAAAACAAAACGUUCAAUUUAUAUUUUAUGAUGUGUGUAACAAAUAAACAAGGUUUUCUUUUUUUUUGAAUUGCGUUUGCAAAACUUAAAAAAAAACCCCUAAUUUACUUACAAACCAAAAAAAGAAAAACGAAACAAAACAAAAACCAAACUAUUUUUAUAUUAAGCAAAAGGAAAAAGACAUUGUUAAUUAUUGUAUUAUUAUUCCUUGUUUGCCUUUAGGAAAAUCCCUACAAACCCACUCCUGCCCCCACUAUACUUCCCCGACUUUGGUUCUAGUUAUUAAAAUGAGUUAUUAAAAUUUUAGGAAAAUUUUUUAAAACAAAGACAAUUGGAAUUUAUUAAAAUUGAAAUAAUGAAAAUAACAGAAGGACUUUAGCUAACGAACAAUAAUCUAGGGGGAAAAAGUCUAACAAAAAUCCCUUAAACAAAAAAAAUUGCCUUUUGUCCUCAAGCCCCCAAAUCCCUUACCCUACCUGGUACUUUUUACAAGAAAUUAGAAUAGUUUUAUGUUGACUAUUCAAUGAGAAUUGUUUUUUUCCCAACUUCCUUUGCCAGGGAGCGCAAGAGCGACCAACAUUUUUAAUUAAGCUUUAUUUCUUAUUGCUCAAAAACUACAAAAACGGUUAAACUAAAAACAACAAUUGAAAGCAGGCUAAAGCAAUACAGCAUUUCAGCAAUUCAUGCCACCAGCAUUUAGUCACUCUCUCACCCACUCACUCUUUUUGAUUCUACACUGAAACUCAAAAGUAUGGCAACAUUUGCGAUUUGCUUAACAAUAAGGCCACCAAGGACUUGAAAUACAAUAACAAAAAAAAAAAAAAACAACAGGCCAUUACACAUUACCUAUACCUAAGAGCCAAAUUAACAGAAAACAAGUCAAAAGAAACAACAACAACAAAAACAAACAACAUUCAUGAGUCCUACCCAUUAACCCCAUACACUGACAUUUCAACACACGAACAAAGGUUUAGAGGGAUGCGUGAUCAAGGUCUUAGACAUUUACGAAAAAAACAAAACAAAAACAAGAAAUCCACACACUAACACACUUACAAACAAACAAA